CAAACCCCUCCCUGUGUUCCUCACACACACCCUCUCUUCUCUUCUCUUCUCUUCUCUCUCCCUCUGUGUCUCCGAUCUGAUCUCUCAGAAAUUUGAGAAUGGCGUCGUCAGUGUUACCGACACCACUCCUGAAGGACGAACUUGACAUCGUGAUCCCAACCAUCAGGAACCUGGACUUCCUUGAGAUGUGGCGCCCGUUCUUCCAACCCUACCACCUCAUCAUCAUCCAAGACGGUGAUCCUUCUAAGAAGAUCAACGUCCCUGAAGGUUUCGAUUACGAGCUUUACAACCGCCUCGACAUCAACCGCAUCUUAGGCCCUAAGGCCUCCUGCAUCUCCUUCAAGGACUCCGCUUGUCGCUGCUUCGGGUUCAUGGUUUCAAAGAAGAAGUACAUCUACACCAUCGACGAUGAUUGCUUCGUUGCGAAGGAUCCAUCUGGGAAAGAAAUCAAUGCUCUGCAGCAGCACAUUAAGAAUCUUCUGAGUCCUUCAACACCAUUCUUCUUCAACACUCUCUAUGAUCCGUAUGCAGAAGGCGCUGAUUUCGUUCGCGGAUAUCCCUUUAGCCUCCGGGAGGGUGCCCCCACGGCGGUGUCUCAUGGCCUCUGGCUCAACAUUCCUGAUUACGACGCUCCAACUCAGCUUGUGAAGCCUAUGGAAAGGAACACUAGGUAUGUGGAUGCAGUUUUGACAAUUCCAAAGGGAACCCUGUUUCCCAUGUGUGGUAUGAAUUUGGCAUUCGAUCGCGAGCUGAUUGGUCCGGCAAUGUACUUUGGUCUUAUGGGUGAUGGACAACCCAUUGGACGCUACGACGAUAUGUGGGCUGGUUGGUGCACAAAGGUUAUAUGUGACCAUUUGGGAUUGGGGGUGAAGACAGGAUUACCCUACAUUUGGCACAGCAAAGCCAGCAACCCAUUUGUGAACCUCAAGAAGGAGUACAAGGGGAUCUUCUGGCAAGAAGAUCUUAUCCCGUUCUUCCAAGCUGUCUCUCUUCCGAAGGAUUGCACCACUGUUCAGAAGUGCUACAUUGAACUCUCCAAACAAUUUAAGGAGAAGUUUGGAAAGGUUGAUGAUUACUUCAACAAGCUUGCAGAUGGAAUGGUCACAUGGAUUGAGGCUUGGGAUGAACUUAACCCAUCUGCUGCUGCUUUGCCCAAUGGUCCUGCAAAGUAAAAUGUAUCACUCAGAUUUGCUCAGUGUUAUAGUUCUGAAGCCUUUUUGCCUAGGAUUUCUGCGGCUUAGUUUAAGUUUUUAGGCAGGGCAGAGGAUAAUGAUAUGGCGAUAGUUAUUUUCAUUUUACUAUUUUCUUAGGGGACCAGAGUCUAGAACAAUAAGCGAUUUCAAUUGUCAUGCCCUUCUAAUUUAUUACAUAUAGAGAUUCUACCGGUUGGGUUUUGUCUUA
Messenger RNA from Arachis ipaensis, 1401 nucleotides. Its product is annotated as putative UDP-arabinopyranose mutase 2. Gene Ontology annotation, cellular component: Golgi apparatus; cytosol. The record is from RefSeq and is a predicted model, not a curated record. Gene Ontology annotation, molecular function: UDP-arabinopyranose mutase activity. Lineage: Eukaryota; Viridiplantae; Streptophyta; Magnoliopsida; Fabales; Fabaceae. Gene Ontology annotation, biological process: UDP-L-arabinose metabolic process; plant-type cell wall organization or biogenesis.